Molecule: messenger RNA, 516 nt
Organism: Cladophialophora yegresii CBS 114405
Lineage: Eukaryota; Fungi; Ascomycota; Eurotiomycetes; Chaetothyriales; Herpotrichiellaceae
Exons: 1
Coding region: 1-516 (171 amino acids)
Biological process (GO): endoplasmic reticulum to Golgi vesicle-mediated transport
Cellular component (GO): TRAPP complex; nucleus; cytoplasm
Source: RefSeq, a predicted model, not a curated record
AUGUCUUACUACUUCGUCAUCAUCUCGCCCACCGACACACCGGUCUUCGAAUUGACAUUUGGCACGUCAAAGGCCGGCGGCGAUGGCGUUGCUCGCUUCCGAAACGGGGAAACCUCACGGUACAUGAACCAGUUCAUCGUCCACGCCGCUCUCGACGUGGUCGAAGAAGUCCAGUGGCUCCAGCCAAACAUGUGGCUCAAGGUCAUCGACAACUACGCGCCCACCAAUUCCCACAUCAGCUGUUUCAUCACCGGCACCAACGUCCGAUUCAUGCUUCUGCAUCAACCCUCGACGACGAAUGCAUCCGCAGGGAGUCGGACGUCGACCAUCUCAUCCACGUCAAUCCCGCAGAACCCGACUAGCCCGCAGACGGAGGAAGCCAUCCGGCAGUUCAUGAACGAGGUCUUCGAUCUGUGGGUCAAGACUUUGAUGAACCCGUUCUACGCGGUCGGCAACCCGAUCAAGAGUCCGAUAUUCCGCCAACGAGUCACCGCUGCCGGCAAGAAGUGGCUAUGA